This is a messenger RNA of Folsomia candida, 2600 nucleotides long. RefSeq names its product DNA polymerase eta. Bases 909 to 2255 code for a protein of 448 amino acids. The transcript is spliced from 4 exons. Gene Ontology annotation, cellular component: site of double-strand break; nucleus; replication fork. NCBI's taxonomy places the organism in Eukaryota, Metazoa, Arthropoda, Collembola, Entomobryomorpha, Isotomidae. Gene Ontology annotation, biological process: response to radiation; error-prone translesion synthesis. The record is from RefSeq and is a predicted model, not a curated record. Gene Ontology annotation, molecular function: DNA-directed DNA polymerase activity.
AGAUCUCGCACUGUAGUAGUGCUACAAAUAUUGAAAUCUUGUUAUGAAAAACUUGAAGCAAUAAUUUGUAACCUCUUUUUUAAUAAUAUAAUUUAAUUUGUCAACCACCGCAAUGCAACUUUAUACGCGUUUGCGUAUAAAGAACUCGAUCCAUACAAACAUAACAAAUUCGGGUACAAUCCGAGCUACACACGGGAUGCGAAUACUUAAAAUCCGGGCAACAAGAAAUUGCAUUCAUUCAUUUGCACAUUUCGCAUGACAACAGGCACUUCAUGGAAAAUUGCACCGGAAGAAACAGUUUUUAAAACAUUUAAAUAAAUACACCCUUCGAAAUCCAGCAUUAAACGGUGUUCAUAUAUAACUCUACAAAAGUGGUAAUAAUAAGCAAUAUAUGUAGUAAUGUGUACCCCGGUAUUAAAGUUAUACCAUAUCGGUGGGUAGAAAAAGUUCAGAAAUAAAUCAAAUACUACAUACAUACACACUGACCUAUAUAUGAAGAUACAGACUUGCAUCUACAUAGUUAUAGUUUAUUGAUGUGAUAUCAAUUUGCGAAAACCGCAUGGCUCUAUCGUGAAUGACUCAUAGCUUCAUAACCAUAGCAUGUAGACGGACCAACGGAAAUACGAAGGACAUACAUAUGUACAGUAUGUAAUGGAAAGUGGUUUCAUCAAUUAAUAAUAUAUGUGUGUAUGUAUACUGAAUCUUUAUAAUGCCCAAUCAUAAUCUCUCCCAUAUCAGAAUUGCCUUGUUAUCUAUUUUAACAAAAACGUUUUUCUUGAGUUUUAAGAGUUCAUCAAUUCCAUAAAAUUAUUUAUUAGCAGUGCUAAUAUCCUAACUUUAAAGUAAUUUGUUCUUACUAACACCAAACAAACUGAUUUUUAACUAAACAACCACUAACAACUUUGAACAUGAGUACCUGUCGCGUAAUAGCAGUGAUAGAUGCUGACCACUUUGAAGUGCAAGUGUAUCAAAAAAUGGAAGUGUGGGCAUACACCAUAGGAAAACCUUGUGUUGUGGCUCUAAGCAUUUAUAACAUGGCCAGGAUCGUGUCCAUAUCUCCGGAGGCUAAACAAGCUGGUGUCAGCAGGGACGAUAAUGUCGGGAGCGCAAGACUGAAGUGUCCUCAACUUAUCAUUAUUCCUAAGAAUAAAAAAUUUACAAAACCGGACGCUUCACUAACGGACAAAUAUAGUUACGACAUCCGAUCCGCAAUUUUGACCUUUUGCCGUGAACAUCUCCCCGCCGCGAUGUGUGAAAUUGAUCCCAUCAUCAUCGAGAAGGUGGGCAACGACGAGUACUUUUUGGACUUGACACAGCUUGUAACCUCGCUCAUUUACGAUGGCUUCAAUUCACGUAUUAACACGGCUGGACGCGUCUUUAUGGAAGCGGAUGACAGAUCGUACCAGGGUCGACAGCUUCAUAAUCAAAUAAGAAGAUUUUAUUCUCGCGAUGAGAACAAUAGUGAAGAGGAAACCAGGUUAGCAAUCGGAUUGGGGAUCGUUGAGGAGUUAUGCACUUUCGUCACGGAGGAAACUGACAUUCUAUGCUCUGGAGGCGUGGGCUCCAACAAGUUACUUGCAAAGCUUGCCUGCAAGAGUCAUAAACCAUGCGGGGUCACUGCCCUAACUCGGGGGGGAUUUAAUAGGAUUUCUGCAAGUGUCCCAUUUCGUGAUGUGCCCGGAUUUGGUGGCGACCUUGGUGUAGAUGUGAAACAAGUAUUCGGAGGAAUCUUUGUCAAUCAACUCCGUUACUGGCUAAGAAUCCACGCAAAUUUUAAUCGGCUCAAAAGCAUUGUUGGUGACGAACAAGCUACAACUGCAAAACGCUUGGCACGCGGGGUCUGCCACGAAGAAGUUGAAGACAAGCUAAUGUUCAAAGGUCUAAAUUGCAGUCGGAACUAUUUGACUAUUAGGACCAAAGGAGACUUUCGGACGGAGCUCAACUACUUGGUGCAAAAUAUGAAGGAACGUCUUCAGUUAGAAGUGAAGUACAACAAACGCUUCGCAAAGAAGAUUAAGGUGGAAUAUUUCUUGCGCAGAGGUAGACGUCAACGAUAUUCGUUUCCAAUGUAUUUUAACCCAACGACCAGCGUCGAUUAUAACGGAGACGGCAAAAUGGAUGUAGACUUGGCCGAAUUCUUUGCUUCUGCCAGCCAAUCUGCAGAAAGGCAUGACAACUUUGAAAAUCAUUUACCAAAUAUUUGUAAAAUAAAUUUUUGCGUUACUGACUUUGAUAGUUUUGAUAUAGUUGAGUAAAAUGAUAUUUUUUAUAUAAAUAGCUCACUUUUAAAUAGUUUGACAUUAUUCAUAGUAGACAAUUGAAUAGGAUAAUUAAAAAUAAAUUGACGUUUAACUCGUAAAAAAUUAUAUUAAUAAUACUCUGUACAGCAAAAUAUCUAGGAAAGCAUGACAUUUUUUAAACACGACGUUAGCUGAAAUUUAGAGAUAUUCAAAGAUAUUCAACGAUACAUAAUUUGUUUUUUAACGAAGUAAAGUUCAGUGAAAAUUUAAUUUAGCGUUUUAGCCGUCAGAAAAAAAUAUUUUGUAUUUAUUACCUAUGCGCUUUUACCAGCAAUAAAAGACAUACUCGUUUCAUGACAA